GUUUAAUUUAACGAUGUUAGCUUAGGCUCUGCGGUGAGAGUUAGAGAGAUAGAGAGAGAGAGAUAAAGCGCUUUUCUUUUUUGUUAUCUUCGGUGGUUUCUCUUUUUUUUUUUGUAGGUACUCAGAAGGAAGAAGACUCAAUACGUGGGCUUCACUUAGCUAAGAGCACAAUUCAGGCAAGGCCUUGAACUCGGAGAGUAUAAGAUUUUACUUAGGAGUUGCUGUUUCAACUGAAGGAAUGGAGGUAUAUGGCAAAUCUAUGGUUGCUGGUCCUGCAAAUGUUAUUUUUCUGUCAAGCAUUUUGGGCCGAGAUGGUCCGAUUCCUGUUCACAAAUGCGACUGGAAAUGUGAAAAUGAACAUGUUUGUGGAAACAUGUAUCGCUGCAAGCUAACAGGGCUGACUCACAUCUGUGAUAAAAAUUGUAACCAGAGAAUUCUGUAUGACAACCAUAGCUCUCUUUGUCGAGCUAGUCGUCAAACUUUCCCCCUUACACCGGCAGAGGAACAAGCGGUGCGGGGUGUUCGAAGAAAGCUUGAUGCAGAAAAUUCUCCUACUGAUGGCUGUGGUUUUAAGCGUAGACGGGAUGCCCAAUUCCAUCCGUCUCCUUUUGAGAGAUCUUUUUCUUCUGCCAGUCCUAUCUGCAGCCAAGUUGGAGAUGGCAUGGAUAUGAGCUAGAUAUAUGUUAUAUAACUGGAAGAACUCUUUAUCAUUUCACUUGUCCUUUAUUUUCCCCCUUUUUCUACAUUAGAUGAGUAUGAAUAAUGGAACUUGAACAAUUAUGGAUUACUUAUUGAUGGACAUGCUGUAUGUUCAUCUAUUGUAGGAACUCCUCAUAUUUUUAGUUUAAUGUAAUGUAGAGCUUAAUGUAGCUUGACUGUUGAAUGGGGAUUUGAGCUGGCUCUAUUAUUCAGAUAUAUGAAAUCUGAUUUAAGUUUCUUGCUAACCUUAGUGAGAAGCGGACUACCGGACCUGGAUCUGAAUGGUGUACUAUCUAUCAACAAUGUAAACUGUGAACCUUUUCUAGCUGGCUGUCAAGUUUCUAGUAUUUCUUAAUUGCAGGGCAGAACUUUUAGAGUAUUAGUGUACUCAUUACUAAUGCUACUGCUACCGGGUUGUACUAUUUUACUCCUUCUGCUUCCCUUAAUUCCACUAGAAUAGCACUCAAUUAUCAAUCUUCUCCCUUAGGCUGAUAACCUAGUCAGGGUUAUGUUGGUUACCUUCAAUUUUGUACGCUCAGGUUCUCUCCGGUUCCUCGUAUGAGCAAAGUCUUUGUGCAUGUGAAAACUAAUUUUUAACUUUGCUGUCAAAUUUCUUAUCUUGUUGCAGGCUCAGCAGAGACGAUAGUUCACGCUUUUUAUUUUAUUUUUUCCAAUUCAACUUUAUUAUCUUAUUCUUUCUGAGUUGACUGAUGGCUUGCUGUCUGAGUUUAAUGUAACUUGUGCAGGUUUUGAAGCAUGUCACUACCAAGGAGCAUUCAAAACAUUUGUUUUGCAAUAUUGAAUAAAACAUUGCAAUAUGGAAUUGCUCUAUGGUUGGAGAUGGAAUAUUGAUACUCUUGUCUCAUUGUUUUCUUGUAGGUACCUGCAUAACUACUUAUGCUCUAGUUUGCCUCUGCUCUGAAGUUUGGAUAUGACAUCAAUUAUGGGGAUGUAAAUAGUCAUGAGAGGAGCAGCUGAUCCAGAGAGGGUGUAAGAGUUUAUGAAAGCACAGUUCUGAUGCUCUUCACAAGUUUUGGUGGAUGAUCGAGACAAUAUGGAAAGCUGAGAAAAUAUGCAUACUUAAUUUCAAUACAACUGUUGAAUUUGUCUUCCACUGUAUCAUCUCUUGCCUGUGGGCAGCGGCAUGAUUGAACAAAUAAGUGACCUGGCUUGUGAUAUUUAACUCAUCAGCACUGUCUUAUUAGUCAAAACUGCAUUUAUUUCUCUUAUCCCUCUUCCCUUCCGGCCUUCCCCCAUCCAAAUAGGGCCCUUAAAAUUGGAGGAUUGGAAGUUAUUUUUCCCUUGUAUUGUGAAAGCAAAUUCUCCUCAGCCUUGAUAAUGUUUUUUGCCAGUUUUUUGUUUGUUUCCUAGGUAGAUCCUGCGAUAGAGAUUUGUAAGCAUAUAUUUUUUUUAUUCUCUUGAUAAUUUUUGUAGCACUUAUACACAGUUCAUUUAUGAAAUUUGGAAUAGUCGAGUUUCUUGUGCCUAUCCAAAGCUUAGUUCGAGUUUGUUUUAAACACUUACAUUACAUAUUUUAGGUUGCGUUCGGAUAAUGUAAUUAAAAAUUUUAGGGAAUUUUAAAUUAUAUUAUUGAAAUUUGUAUUAUUUUAAAAUAUUUUAUUUAAAUAAAAUGAUUGAAUUUUAUAU
This is a messenger RNA of Abrus precatorius (Indian licorice), 2346 nucleotides long. RefSeq lists its product as uncharacterized. The coding region runs from base 239 to 676 and encodes 145 amino acids. The transcript has 2 exons. Lineage: Eukaryota; Viridiplantae; Streptophyta; Magnoliopsida; Fabales; Fabaceae. The record is from RefSeq and is a predicted model, not a curated record.